Ciona intestinalis (vase tunicate) is the source of this 1927-nucleotide messenger RNA. Its product is annotated as leucine-rich repeat-containing protein 57-like. NCBI's taxonomy places the organism in Eukaryota, Metazoa, Chordata, Ascidiacea, Phlebobranchia, Cionidae. The record is from RefSeq and is a predicted model, not a curated record. Gene Ontology annotation, cellular component: cytoplasm. Gene Ontology annotation, molecular function: protein binding.
UUUUAGCCGUGUCGGAUUUGGCAAAGUUUUUUUAACAAACGCUGUUUAAGGUGUUUUACAUAUAUUUGAUACUAUAGUGGGGCAGUGGGCCAUUGGUUUGUAUCGAGAAUUAUUACCACGAACUUCAAAAAUUUUCCCGUGAGCAUAAAAUAAGCACGAAGCUAUAACGCCUUUUUUUUAGUUUAAACAUUGCUUAAAAAUGGGAAAUGCGGUUAAUACUCACAUACAGCACGCUGAGAAGACAGGAGUAUGUCAGUUAUCAAGCUUGAACAUUGAGGAAUUUCCAUCUGCUUUGCUAAAGUUAUCAAAAUCAUUAAGAACACUGGACCUCUCACGAAACAAAGUGAAAGCACUGCCCGAUGCCAUUGGAAACUUCAGUGUUUUAAAGAGUUUAAAUAUCAGUCAUAAUAGACUACCAAUGCUAUGCGAUGGAAUUUGUAAGUUACUCAAGUUGGAAUCACUUAUAGCAAGUUAUAACAUGCUCACAGCUUUACCUGCUGAUAUUAGUCGGUGCAAGUCACUCAAGUCUGUAGUAUUGUGUGGCAACAAACUGAAAACUGUUCCCGAACAAUUGGCCAAUUUAAAACAUUUAGAUAUGCUGGAUCUCUCGGAUAAUCAAAUUUGUAAAAUUCCGGACACCAUUGGCAACUUACAAGCAGUAGAGUUAAAUUUGAAUCAAAACCAAGUAAAUAAAAUACCUGACGCACUUGCAUCUUGUCAGCGAUUGAAAGUUCUUCGUUUUAAUAACAAUUGUGUUUCAUUGGGCGAGAUGUCUACAAAAUUACUGAUUGAAUCUAAAAUUUCGCUUCUUACGUACGAAGGAAAUUUAUUCACAGAAAAAGAUUUUCAACAAGUGACUGGUUAUAAUAAAUACAUGGAGAGAUUUACAGCAACAAAGAAGAAGUUUGAUUAAUGCAAUGAUUCACUGCAAGUCUAAAGACUAUGGCAGUUCCUGACGAGAUCUCUCGCGCGCAAGACAGUCAUUUUACCCGUGCUAUCAUUAAAAAUUGGCAUGCAAUACGAGUACAUAUCCAAGCCAAAAUAGGAAUUAUUUUCAUUGAUUAAUUAAUUGGCAUGUGUGGGACAAAUUAUGGCGUGCAUAACCACAAGUUUGAAAAAUCGCUUGUGCACGUGCCAUACUUUGCAGACUGAAUUCACUGUAAGAUGCUCUUCAAGCAGACUUAUUUUAUGUACUGUUGCAUGCCUUCAGUUUCUCCUGAGAAAGGGGAUCUGAAUAAGACUUUGAAAUUACCACUUAAAAUCAAUUUGCCUGUGGGUCUUUAUUUAAAUUGCUGUUAAGAAACUAAUAUAGCUCAUAGCGAAAGUUUUUGCGCAGGCCCUGGUUGAUAAGCGAUAUUAUUAUAUAAAUGCUCGCGAAAAACACAAACCUUUUUAACUAACAUGGUAACACCUAACCGACAUGAGGACACACCAUUUUAUUUCUUGCUUGUCAUAUUUAUAUAUGUUGUUAUUAAUGUUUAAGAUGUGUUGCAGCUCAUAACCAAGAUCAUCAUUUCCACAAUUGUUUACUUUAUCUGCAUGACGCUUUCAUGUCAAAAUUAAAUUGUUUUACAUAUCAUGAUUAAAAUUUUAAAGAUUCGAACAAGAAAAUAUAAUAUGGGUAAAAUUAAAAAAGCAUGGGAAGAUUUACAAUGCAUUAUAAUAUAGUAAGAAAUAUACAAGUGGCUGAUACAAUGAGAUACAUACAUAAUACAAAUUAGAGUUUGUAAUGAAAGUGUGAAAAACACACAAUUUUUAUAUCAAAACAAAUGUUCACAAUAUUGUAACUUUAACAAAUAUAUAUGUUUAAUAUUAAACGUUUUUUUAUUGUUGCCUCUGCAAGGUGUUUAAAUAUCAUUAUACGUGUAUUAAUUCAAUAUUUUUAUUGUACUGUUAAUGGCUAAGUAUUGAUUGUACUGAUGUCUCA